UAUUAUAUUUGAAACCGUUAGUCGUGUUUUAGAAGUCGUUCUUUCGUCUUGUACAAUUAGUCCAUCAAACAUCGGUAAUAAUGGUGUUGAAUUUUAACGUUUUCAAAAAAUCCUCGCCUGAUGGCAAAAUAAUUCUAUACUUGAGCAAGCGUAACAUCGUUGACCAUAUAACAUUCAUCGACCCCGUCGAUGGCGUCGUCAUGUUGGACAAUUCUUAUUUGAAAAGUGGCAAAAUCUUCGGUCAAAUAGUGUGCAGCUUUCGGUACGGUCGAAAGGAGGAUGAAGUGAUGGGAUUGUGUUUUCAGAAAGACAUGUACUUGGCAUCGGCACAAAUAUAUCCUCCUCUUGAUGACAACCCAGUCAAGUUGACUAAAGUUCAGGAUUGUUUAGUGUCUAAAUUAGGGAGUAACGCCACGCCAUUCCGUUUUAAGAUUCCUGAGAACGCACCGGCAUCGGUAAUUUUGCAAGACGGGACAUCGAAUUUAGCCGAUGCAUGUGGUGUCCAGUACUACGUGAAAAUAUUCGCCGGAGAAUCUGAAACCGACCAUAACCGUGCAAAGAGUUUCGUGGCGAUGCGCAUCCGCAAAAUCCAGUUUGCUCCGGUCAUGCGUCCCUUGAGUAGACAUCCUUGCACCAUCGUCCGCAAAGACUUCAUGUUCAGUCCCGGCCAACUGGAAUUGGAGGCUGUACUCGACAAACAGGUUUACACACAUGGUGAAAACGUCCAAGUAACGUUAUGUAUACGAAACAGCAGCAACAAAAUGGUGAAAAAAAUCAAAGUGCUUAUGCAACAGAUCGUGGACAUAGUCAUAUUCCAAAACGGACAGUGCAGGACUACUAUAGCUGCCGUCGAAACUCAGGAGGGAUGUCCGAUAUUGCCGGGUUCGUCCAUGCAAAAGACUAUAGCCAUGUUGCCGACCUUGGAGCACGUCAAGGGGAGGUACGGCGUUGCUCUAGAGGAUCAGAUCAGCGAGAAUCAAGAACAUUCGUUGGCUUCGUCCGUCUUAAUAUCGAGUUCUGACAUCAAAGACGUGUUCGGUAUUAUCGUAUCAUAUUCGGUCAAGGUCAAGCUGUACUUGGGCGCACUGGGUGGCGAGCUAACCGCUGAACUGCCGUUCCUCGUCAUGCACUCAAAACCGGAAAAGAAAACGUCACAUACAUCGUCAUGAUCUAAUUACCACUAUGUUCACACGUGGUUAUGCUUAGAUGACUUAUAGGUAUUCUCGUAGUUGUUUGCAUUUUAGGGGCGUCAUUCGCAGAGUGAGUCGGAGGCACCACACAUUUCAAAAAGUUCUUCGACAAAUCAACCAAAUACGUACCUAAAUAAUGGUCUGACGAUUUAAAACUUACAUUAUAAUAUACAAUGUUCAUUAAAAAAAAAAUUUAAUUACUAAACGCUACCUAUUGUCAAAUCUAUCGUAUUAUUAUUUAUUUAGCAUAAAUAUUCAAAAAUCAAUUUUUGUUUUUUUCAUCAAGACACGCUAGAAAGUAGAAAGAAGCGCCGCUAUUGUGUACGAGAAAAAAUAUAAUUAAUAAUAGUAACGGCUUUUCUAGUCAUUCUAGACACGACCAGUGAUUAUAUGUUAUAAGAGAAAAGGAAAUAAUUUAUAUUUUUAAAAAUGUCCUGGUCGGAUAUGAAAAUCGGUCUACUUAAAACCUGGAGCCCAACUGGAAUGACGCCCUUGUUUAUAUUAUUACUUUAUAUAGAUAAUUAUUCUUACUUGUAUUUUUUAUUUGUUUAUAUUAUUAUCACAUAUUUUAUUCUCAUAUACACUUCAAAUACUUAAUAUUAUAUUAUCUUUAUUUACCUAAUAAUUAUAAUUUAUAACUACUGAAUAUAUACAUUAUACAUAAUAGUUAAUAAAUAGUAUGUU
This is a messenger RNA of Acyrthosiphon pisum (pea aphid), 1874 nucleotides long. RefSeq names its product arrestin 1 (gene Arr1). Gene Ontology annotation, cellular component: cytoplasm. Gene Ontology annotation, molecular function: G protein-coupled receptor binding. The transcript has 8 exons. The record is from RefSeq and is a predicted model, not a curated record. Gene Ontology annotation, biological process: G protein-coupled receptor internalization; signal transduction. NCBI's taxonomy places the organism in Eukaryota, Metazoa, Arthropoda, Insecta, Hemiptera, Aphididae. Bases 81 to 1169 code for a protein of 362 amino acids.